Saccoglossus kowalevskii is the source of this 906-nucleotide messenger RNA. RefSeq lists its product as uncharacterized. The record is from RefSeq and is a predicted model, not a curated record. NCBI's taxonomy places the organism in Eukaryota, Metazoa, Hemichordata, Enteropneusta, Harrimaniidae.
CGCGAGGGUGACAUCACGCGGGCACUGGUGACAAGAAUGAUUUAAUAAUGACAGUUACUUAAACUGGGUGGAUUAACAACUGGAUAAAUCCUGUACGUCAUCACCGUCGGCAAAAUGGGAAGUCGACCGUCUCGCAACAGUAACAGCGCCGAUACAGUUUUGCGGAACGAAAGUCUUCUAGCAGAAAAUGAAAGUUUAAAAUACAAGAUUACUGUGCUAGAAAAAGAACGGAACGAAUGCGUCUGCAAUGAUGAAACAAGCCUUAAAAGCGAGAACGAAACGCUGCGGACAGAAAACGAUCAGCUGACGGCUCAAGUAUUGACCUUGACGCGACGUAUUGAGCAACACGCAUCUACUACACAAGUUAUUCGUGACCGCGGAUAUAUAGAAGGUUCCGGACUGAUCACCUCUGACGAUAAUGAGGCUGACCGUCCUCAAAAAAACAGGGCACACAAACACAAAAAAACGAAACACCAUUAUAACAGCAUGCAACCAAUGAGCGACAUUGAUGCAUACGGUCAGGGACUACCGCCACAACAGCAUAAAGAUAUGUUGAAAUUUGGACGUAGUCGUAAAAACUCGCGGAAAUUUCUAGAAAAAUCGAGCAGCAAUAGUACAUCCCCUUCAGAAAAUAAAGAAUCGCCCGAAAUAGUCUCGCAUGCGGAGGAGAAAGCAGAAGUUGGUGAGCCUGGAAAGAACACGGACGAUAGUCAUACAGUCGAUAACACCGUCGAUCAUACAAAGCUUGUGCCGGAUAGCAGGAGAGAAAAAGCAAUCAGCGUUGAUUCGGGCAUAGAAACUGAAACGAGAGAAAAGGAUUCCACUGGAAACGCUGAAGGCAAGACUCAGGUUGAGCGGGACUCUGAACCUGAAGAAUACCAAAAGAAAUACAUCGAUUUAAAAUAA